Messenger RNA from Hermetia illucens (black soldier fly), 1770 nucleotides. Its product is annotated as alpha-tocopherol transfer protein-like. Gene Ontology annotation, molecular function: phosphatidylinositol bisphosphate binding. The transcript is spliced from 7 exons. Lineage: Eukaryota; Metazoa; Arthropoda; Insecta; Diptera; Stratiomyidae. Gene Ontology annotation, cellular component: membrane. The coding region runs from base 338 to 1270 and encodes 310 amino acids. The record is from RefSeq and is a predicted model, not a curated record.
UAUCAUCACACCCUGUACGACUUCGGCUUGAGGGAGUCUAGAAUCACCAAUUACUCGUAACUGGUAAACUCCGCACAAUCAGUUGUAGAUUUUGGGAGCGAGUGAUAUUGUUAUAAACAUUCAGGCAGAUUGCAACUAUUUCAUCAAUUUGUUAGUGAAGCUUCUGAAUAGAGGUUACUGGGGUAUCAUAACAAGAAAGUGCUUCGAUGAUUCAAGUGUUCUGUGUUCUGGUAAGAUAAUACCUAAGAUUCUCAUUGCAACCGGUUGAGCGCUAGUAUUAGCAGGCACAGUGUCGUUUAUACUCCACAUUCUGUGAACAAGUUAUGCAGUGAUUACAAUGAGUUUAAUCGAGAUUAGACCACUGCCACAGUUCUUGCUCGAAAAGGCAGCAAAGGAAAUAAAUGAAGUACCAAAAAGAAUUCCUGAUGAUUUGAGGGUGUUAAGAGAUUGGCUCAAAAAGGAGCCGCAUCUUAUUAGUAGAACGGAUGACCAAUUUUUAGUUUGUUUCCUGAGAGGAUGCAAACAUAGUUUGGAGCGAAGUAAAGAAAAAUUGGAAUCAUAUUACACGUUACGAACCGCUGUUCCUGAAUUCUUCACGAAAAGGGAUCCAACUGAUCCGGAGUUCAUUGAUUUAAUAAGCAAAGGUUUGGUUUGCCCACUUCCUAUACCUCAUCCCAAGGGAUCGCGUAUUAUACUUUGUAAGCCAGGCGUCUAUGACGUCAAUCGUCAUGGAUUCAUCACUUGCAUGAAGUAUUCGUUGAUGCUUAUCGAUAGGAAUUUCGUAGAGGACGAUUACUUUAAUAUUUGCGGAUAUAACAUUUUUUUGGAUAUGAAAGGCUUUACCGGGAAACAUAUCGCCCAAGUUACUGUUCCAAUUUUGAAGAAAGUAGCUGAACUUUUCAAAGGCGCCUAUCCUGUCCGCCAUAAGGGUAUCCAUUUCAUUAAUUUUCCCGUUGGUUUAGAUGCAUUAGUUGCAUUAGCUAAGACUUUUCUACCAGCAAAAAUAGCAAAUCAGAUUUAUUUUCAUUCGGAUAUUAAGUCAGUUUACAAAUUUUUACCACAAAGCUGUCUACCAGCGGAAUAUGGAGGCGAUGCUGGUACUGUAGCCGAAAUUACGAGUAACUACAUGGAGAUGUAUCUUUCUGAUGAGAAAUGGUUUAUCCAAGAUGCGAAGUACAGGACUGAUGAGAGCAAAAGGAGAGGCGCACCCGUGACCCCCAGUGAUCUAUUUGGGAUAGAUGGUUCUUUCAGAAAGCUCGAAAUUGACUAGUGAAUAAUAAUUUUACCUCAAUUAACUUAAGUAGACAACAACAACAAGUUUUAAUUAAAAUGAAAUCUGAAAUAUAAAUAUUAUGAAUUGUAAGCGUGAUAUUAAAAUCGCCUUCACUAGACCUCUAGGAAUUUCAUCCGACUGACCUUUAUUAAAUCCCCUGUCAAUAAAACAAUACCCGCCGGGAAGACCAUCUUAAAACAAUCAUUCCGUCAUUUACCAAAUUGAAAAUUUAUUUAUUCCAAAAGUAAUUCAAACACAGAAUAUUCCUCCGCUGGAUGGCAUUUUAAUAUUCAUCGCAAUUUACGAAGGCAGACAAAACAACGAAAUAAAAUAUUCAAAUCGAAAAAGCGAAGGACAAACACACGGUGACCGACGAAAAGAGCGCUCAGAGAAGAUAACCUCGGGGGAUGUGCCAGGACUAUGCUGAGAUUUAUUAAAAGGAAAAGUUAAAGUUCAUCCCAUCCGUUGUACCUAAAUAAAUUUUACUGAGAUAGAGA